AUGAGUGUGCAUCAUCAUGAAUUAGCAAAAAAGUUUUUCGAGCAUUUUUUUAAGCUUGCGACUAAGACAGAAUCAAUAGACCCAUUCUUUACAGAAACAUGCAACCUUACCUUCGGAGAUGAACAAUUUUCUGGUAAAGAAGCUGUUUUAGAGAAAUUAGCCCCUCUGUUACCAUUGACACCUUGUACAACACAUAGCUUUGUCGAACAGCCAUAUUCAAAUGGCCGAUGCAUUGUAACAGCAAACGCAAGAACAGAAAUCCAACCAAAAAUAGAUGUUACAGAAAAUGUUACCUGCGUUCACUUCAUAAUUACAUUCUUACUUGCAGAAAUUGACGUUUCAAUUCAUAGAUAUGGCAUAACGCACAUUAUAGUUUUGCCAAUUGAGCAAUAA
Trichomonas vaginalis G3 is the source of this 393-nucleotide messenger RNA. RefSeq lists its product as uncharacterized. The record is from RefSeq and is a predicted model, not a curated record. The transcript has a single exon. Lineage: Eukaryota; Parabasalia; Trichomonadida; Trichomonadidae. Bases 1 to 393 code for a protein of 130 amino acids.